UUUGUUUUUCAGGUGAUGAAAAAAGCAGACAUGAUCAACAAAAACAUGGUUCACCAGGUCCAGGCAGAGAGGGAUGCACUGGCUCUCAGCAAAAGUCCUUUCAUCGUGCACUUAUACUACUCACUUCAGUCAGCUAAUAACGUCUAUUUAGUGAUGGAGUACCUCAUUGGUGGAGAUGUCAAAUCUCUUCUCCAUAUUUAUGGAUAUUUUGAUGAAGAAAUGGCUGUUAAAUAUAUUUCCGAAGCAGCGUUGGCCCUUGACUAUCUUCACAGGCAUGGGAUAAUCCACAGGGAUCUGAAGCCAGACAAUAUGCUAAUUUCUAAUCAGGGCCAUAUAAAGCUGACAGACUUUGGGCUUUCCAGAGUUACUCUGAACAGAGAGAUAAAUAUGAUAGAUAUCCUUACUACACCAUCGAUGGCAAAGCCAAAACAAGACUACUCACGUACUCCAGGGCAGUUGCUGUCUCUCAUCAGUUCUCUGGGUUUUUAUAGUCCUGUCGGAAUGAACGUGCCAGGGCGUGACUCAAGUCAAUCGUCUGACAGCCUGCAUGGAGUGGUCUCUCCCUUACCUAUGGUCCCAAAGGAAAAUAGCCCUCUUUCAAAUACAUUAUUCAAAACAUGUCUUGAUACUUCUCAAUUAACUCCUGUGAUGCCAGUGAGAAGUUUAACUCCUACUCUACUUCAGUCAAGAAAAAGGUUUGGUACCUCCAGUGCCAGUAGUCAGUCACACACAUACCUGUCCACUAUGGAAUCAGAAUGCUGCAGCAGCCCCAGGUGUGAGAAAGAUGUAGAGCAAAGUGAAGAUCAACUGGGUUCUGCAACAGGGAGAACAAGUACUAAUGGGUCAGCUCUCCAUUCAAAUGUGGAAUUACUGCAUAGCAAAGACAUUAAAGUUUUGAAGAAAAAAGAACUGGAGUCUGCCAUUUCUCCCAUCAGCAGCAAUGAUUCUGGCAGUAGGCAGAAGCUGGGAAGUGAGCGUUCUGAUAUAACAGAUACUCCUGUCACCACGCUGGAUGUGAAAGGCGCAGUCAGAAAAUGUCUUUCUGAAAAUAAGGUUUGGGAAGAAAAACCCUUUGUAAAUAAGAGAGAGGUGACUAUUGAAACAGCAGAAACUUCCAAUCAACAGCGGUCACGUUCAAGGCAGAAUGAGCCUAUCAAAGACGACUAUGUUUUUGAAAAGCCGGGUGUAAAAAGAAGCUUUGAAUUUGUUGACACGAGUCCUUGUCAGGAACUUAACUACCUUAAAAAAAGCAACGCAGAAUACAGACGAGGCUGUCAGAUCUUAGAAUUCCCAGCAAACAAAAGGACAGGUCUGACAACAGAAAUUCAGUCCUUGAUGCUGUCUGAUGAUGGGUGCCUACGUGACACCUGCAAAAGCAAAGAAGAGGUCAAGAGUUUUAUUGGUAACCAGCAAACAGUAGAACACUCACUUACUCCAAUUAUAGCCAAAAAUCUCCUGUGUGAUCUGGAUGCAGGCUAUGAAAAGGAUGACAAAAAGGAAUAUAUGAACUCAAGUUUUUUAGGCCCUGAUGAUGAAAAAACUUUAGGAAUCCUCAGUGUUGAUUCUGAAUUAUCACUUCCUGAAAUGUCUGUUACAGAAACCCGUUUAGAAAAGCAGCUUUUAGAUCUGGACAAAAGUGUUAAAGACCUCUCCUUUGAGGAACCAAAAACAUCAGGAUGCCCUCUACCAUCACCAGAGUCCCAAGAUGCCUCACAAAAUGUAGAGGAAGCGGACGCUGUCCAGGACUGCAAGCCAUUACAUCAUGAAAAGGAUAAUGACCAAAAACGCAUGAAAGAAACUUAUCCUGACACAGGGUUUUCUCCUUCAGAAAAGAUGAUGGAAGUGCUGAAUGUCUUCAGAAAAAAUGCUGUUGCUUUUCGAAGUUAUAAUAGUCCAAUUAACAUAUCCAACAUAUCUGAGCCAUGUAGCAUGGCUUCCUUGGAUACAAUGGAUCUUUCACCUGCUUGUAGUGGCUCUUACCCAACAGCAAUUACUCCGUUACAGAAAGGAAGACCGUAUCGGGUCUAUCAG
Messenger RNA from Eurypyga helias (sunbittern), 2031 nucleotides. RefSeq names its product microtubule associated serine/threonine kinase-like (gene MASTL). Gene Ontology annotation, biological process: intracellular signal transduction; peptidyl-serine phosphorylation. The annotation marks the transcript as partial. Gene Ontology annotation, molecular function: protein serine/threonine kinase activity; ATP binding. Lineage: Eukaryota; Metazoa; Chordata; Aves; Eurypygiformes; Eurypygidae. The transcript has 7 exons. The record is from RefSeq and is a predicted model, not a curated record. Gene Ontology annotation, cellular component: nucleus.